This is a messenger RNA of Talaromyces amestolkiae, 594 nucleotides long. RefSeq lists its product as uncharacterized. The transcript is spliced from 3 exons. The record is from RefSeq and is a predicted model, not a curated record. Bases 1 to 594 code for a protein of 197 amino acids. NCBI's taxonomy places the organism in Eukaryota, Fungi, Ascomycota, Eurotiomycetes, Eurotiales, Trichocomaceae.
AUGAAGCUCACGACAAGCGUCCUUUCAGGCCUCGCUCUGUGCGUUGCCAGUGUUGCCGCGCAGAACUUUGGAUCUCUGCCCACCUGUGCUCAAGGCUGCGCUACAAAUGCUAUUCCAGCUUCCUGCGGUCUAGACGUCACGUGCAUCUGCAGUACUUCCUCGUUCAUUACCUCCGUCUCCUGCUGCGUUGCUACUGCCUGUGACGCCGCCGACCAGCAGGCAACCAUCCAAUUCGCACAACAGCUCUGUGCCGGCGCAGGCAUCACCUCUCUCCCCAGCGCAGCUGGUUGUUCCGCCACGACAGGCGCCGCUACCUCCACUGCCGCAGGUUCUACUACUUCUAAGGCGAGCGCCGCUUCCACCGCCGUGACAUCCUCAAAGACAUCCGCAAAGACAUCCGCAAAGACAUCUGCUUCGGCCGUCGGCAGCAGCUCUGCGGUAUCCGCUAACCCCAGCACUACCGGUACUGGUUCUGCUUCGUCCUCUGCUUCAUCCACGAGCCAUUCGGGCGCUGCUACGCCUUUGGCGAAGAGUAACGGCGUCGCUGCGGUGGGUGCGGGUGCCGCGGCGCUUUUGGCUGCUAUUUUCGUGUAA